Nilaparvata lugens (brown planthopper) is the source of this 1483-nucleotide messenger RNA. RefSeq names its product fumarylacetoacetase (gene Faa). The record is from RefSeq and is a predicted model, not a curated record. Gene Ontology annotation, biological process: homogentisate catabolic process; L-tyrosine catabolic process; L-phenylalanine catabolic process. Lineage: Eukaryota; Metazoa; Arthropoda; Insecta; Hemiptera; Delphacidae. The transcript has 9 exons. The coding region runs from base 119 to 1363 and encodes 414 amino acids. Gene Ontology annotation, molecular function: fumarylacetoacetase activity.
GCAAAUGAAGACUUCUAUUACGCAACAGCCUUCGCAGAGAUAAAAUGUGAUCACUAAAGAGCCUGGCCUGCUAAUCAAGUAAACAAAGUCGUGCCAGUGGCAAGUCUACAACGUGAAUAUGAAGAAUUUUGUGAUUCCUGAGAAAAGUUUAUUUCCGAUACAAAAUUUGCCGUAUGGUGUAUUCUCAACUAGAGAAGAUGCUUCUCCCAGGAUCGGAGUUGCAAUUGGCGAGAAGAUUUUGGAUUUGAAAUCCAUCAAGCAUUUAUUCAGUGGUCCUCAUCUAAAUGGAAACCAACAUGUUUUUGAAAAAAGCACUCUCAAUAGUUUCAUGGCCUUGGACAGGAAGGCUUGGGCAGAAGCCAGAUCUACAUUACAGAAACUAUUAUCAGAAGAUGGGCAAUUGCAGGACUCUUCUUAUUCAAGAUCAUUUGUUGCCCAGAGCGAAGCAAAAAUGCACUUGCCGGUUACAAUUGGAGACUAUACAGACUUUUAUUCGUCUAUUCAUCAUGCCAGAAAUGUCGGAAUGAUGUUUAGAAAAGGUGAUGCCCCACUCCUUAAAAACUGGCUCCAUCUACCAGUUGGGUAUCAUGGUCGUGCAUCUUCGGUUGUAGUAUCGGGCACACCAAUCAAACGACCUUGGGGUCAAAUUUGUCCCGACAAUACUGAGCCCAUAUUUAGUCCCAGUCGAUUUGUGGAUUUUGAGUUGGAGGUUGGAUUUCUGAUUGGAGGUGCACCAACAGAACUUGGUCAGCCCGUCCCAAUUGAUCAAGCUGAAGAGCAUAUUUUUGGCUUGGUUUUAGUCAACGACUGGAGUGCAAGGGAUAUUCAAAAGUGGGAAUACGUUCCGUUGGGACCAUUUGGCUCAAAAAAUAUGGGAACUUCGAUUUCGCCUUGGGUUGUGACAAUGGAAGCUCUUCAGCCAUUCAAAACACAGAAUGUACACAGAGAGAAGCAGCCGUUGAAGUAUCUUCAGCACUCAGAUGAUUAUAACUUUGACAUAAAGUUGGAAGUGCAUUUGAAACCUAAUGGAGCAUCACACAGCUAUCGUAUCAGUGAGACAAAUUACAAAUAUUUGUAUUGGACCCCAAAACAGCAACUCGCUCAUCACACAGUCACUGGAUGUAACAUAAAGCCUGGUGACAUGAUGGCAUCUGGUACCAUAAGUGGCCCAACGCCUGACUCGUUUGGUUCAAUGCUUGAAUUGUCGUGGAAUGGCGAAAAGCCACUUAAAUUGGAAAAUGGAGAAACAAGGAAGUCAAUAGUCGAUGGUGAUGAGAUAAUUCUGACAGGUUUUUGUGACAAUGGUAAAUUUAAAAUUGGCUUCGGUGAAUGCUCAGGAGUGCUGCUUCCAGCCAACCAAUGAGUGUGAAAUUGGAUUUUAAAUGGAUCCAGGAGAUAAUAGACUGGAAAAUAUCAAUUUGUCAGAAUAUGAUUUGAAUAAAAAUGAAUUUUCUAUACUCAGUUGUAGAGAAUUGAGAUACAA